This is a messenger RNA of Acanthoscelides obtectus, 375 nucleotides long. Lineage: Eukaryota; Metazoa; Arthropoda; Insecta; Coleoptera; Chrysomelidae. The record is from the annotation of a GenBank genome assembly.
AUGUCCGUUACCACCACAGUCAAAACAGAGUCUAAACUCAAAAACAAAGAGCAAGAUAUAAAGAAAGCAGUAAACUCCAAAAACUUAGACGAGGUGAUCCAAAAAGUAAAAGCAGUGGACAACAGCUGCUCUUUCGAAAAAUGCAAAGCUCGCAUCGAACUUUUCGCAAUAGAAUGCAAAUUCUGUGACAGACGGUUCUGCACGAGCCAUGGUUUACCAGAGAUUCAUGGUUGCGGGGAAGCUGUACGAAGAGAGGAGAAAAGGAAAAUGAUGCAUCCAAACGCUAAGCUGAAUCAAGAGAUGAUCUCGCAGGCUCAUACGAGGCUGAACAUGAAGCUAAAACAGUUGCGAAUGGAGAGGAAAAAGAAAAAGUAG